CGUUGAGAUAACUGAACAGUCUCGAGCACUCCUGUCACGCAAUGAUGAAAUGGCUGCACUGUUUGGCAUCCCGUCUGUCCAACCAUGAUCCAAUCCUUCAACCCGCCCGUCCCUUGUCUUUCGUUGCUGUCACUCUUGCACUGCGUUUUCCCCAAGGUCCCCUAUUAUGUACGUAGGUACAACUUCGGUUCUCUGCAACACCUCUUCAGGUAUUUGUCUCGUCCUUUGUUACUUCACGGAGAGCCGUCCACCCCGUCUUACGGGUGCAUUUCGCGACAUACAAAACGACAUGACACGGUGUUGCGCCCAAGCAAAAAAACAAACAAGAUAUCAGCAAAGUGCAUUGCUACCUUUUGGAGGGGUUUGGAGGGGGGAAAGUGGCAUGUCGGCGUGCGUGCCUUGCGUACUCCUGCAGAUUCUGCAGGCCACCUGCCUUUGUUGCCUGCGCAAAGUGCUGCAAGGAGGGAAGGCACAUGUAACAUGGAGAUAAUUCGCUUGAACUAGGUACCCUCAAGGCGG
Messenger RNA from Neurospora tetraspora, 519 nucleotides. RefSeq lists its product as uncharacterized. NCBI's taxonomy places the organism in Eukaryota, Fungi, Ascomycota, Sordariomycetes, Sordariales, Sordariaceae. The annotation marks the transcript as partial. The record is from RefSeq and is a predicted model, not a curated record. The transcript has a single exon.